This is a messenger RNA of Merops nubicus (carmine bee-eater), 855 nucleotides long. Its product is annotated as gap junction alpha-3 protein-like. Gene Ontology annotation, cellular component: connexin complex. The record is from RefSeq and is a predicted model, not a curated record. The transcript is spliced from 2 exons. Lineage: Eukaryota; Metazoa; Chordata; Aves; Coraciiformes; Meropidae. The coding region runs from base 1 to 855 and encodes 284 amino acids. Gene Ontology annotation, biological process: cell communication.
AUGGGGGACUGGAGCCUGCUGGGGCGGCUGCUGGAGAGCACCCAGGAGCACUCCACAGUGGUGGGGAAGGUCUGGCUCACCGUCCUGUUCGUCUUCCGCAUCUUGGUGCUGGGGGCGGCCGCCGAACGGGUCUGGGGUGACGAGCUGUCCGACUUCUCCUGCACCUUCCCCAUCUCCCACCUCCGCUUCUGGGUCCUGCAGAUCAUCUUUGUCUCUACCCCUAGCCUUGUGUACCUGGGCCACAUCCUGCACCUGGUGCAUCUGGAGGAGAAGGCACAGCAGCAAGCGGUGGCACAGGCCAGCAGCUGUGCCAGGCUGCAGCACCCCAGGCAGCCCCAGCUUCCUGUGGGAGACACGCGGGGACAGGUCUGCAUGCGGGGGGCCAUUCUGAAGACGUAUGUCUGCAACGUCAUCUUCAAAGCUCUCUUAGAAGUAGGCUUCAUUGUCGGCCAGUAUGCCCUGUAUGGCUUCCAGCUGAAGCCCCUCUACACCUGCAGCCGCUGGCCCUGCCCCAACACUGUCAACUGCUACAUCUCCCGGCCUACGGAGAAGACCAUCUUCAUCCUCUUCAUGCUGGGGGUGGCCUGCUUGUCCCUGCUGCUUAACCUGGUAGAGAUCUACUACCUAGGUCUCUCCAAGUGCCGGCAGGGGCCAGGCCCCAAGUCCUGCAUCCUGCCCAGUCCUGGUGGCCCUGCAGGACCCCACAGCACCUACAUCACCCUGCCCAGUAGUGGCAGAACCAUGGCUGCUGGCAGAAACCCCCCCAGCCUGGCACCCCUGAGGAAGGCAGGUGCAUGGCUGGGAGUAGCCAGCGGGUCCCACGGGAAGGUGCGAGUGGCAGACCUGGCAGUGUGA